AUGGAAGAAUUAUGCAAUCUCCUUCGUACAAUUUAUAUUUCAAAUUCUGACGAAGGUAGAUCUGCAGCCGAGCAGCAGCAAGCUGCAAUGAUGGAACAAAAUCCACUAGAAUUCUUAUUAAAUUGUUUACAAAUUGCGUGCAGCCCAAACUUAGCGACAGAAAGCGAGUUAGCAGUUAUAUUAUUGUUUUCAAUUAGUAAGAGAACUAAAAUACUAUCAAAUCAAGAGAUUUUAGUGCCUUUUUGGGACCAAUUCGGCGAAGCUAUCCAAAAUCUACUUAUUUCUCCAUCUUUAUCAUCGGACAAGAAAAAACUCCUUUGUUCUAUCAUUGCCGAGAUUGUUCUCGUUAGAUAUUCAACAGAUCCUUCAGUAAAUAUGAUUCAAGAGUAUUUGAUUCAAAUGAUCUCAGCAGAUAUACGAUAUUUACCAUGGAUUAUGUAUUCCAUAUCAGAAAUAUUAGAAUAUUCAACAGAUUUCGCAGGUUUUGAUCCAAAUUAUUUAAUUCAACUAAUUACAAACGAAUCUUCCGAGCCAAUCAUGAAAAUUAAGCUAUACUUUGCCAUGUGCUAUCAUUCAGAUCUAUUUCCACAGCUCCACGAGCUCUUUAACCCGAUCAUUGAAUCAAUUUCUCCAGAAAUCAUGUUAGAGUCCUUCAAAAUACUACGAACGUUCUCAGAAAGGAACUCCGUAUUCUUUGAACAACAUAUCAACGAGUUUUCUCCCUACAUCUGUCAAAUAAUUUUAAAUAACGAGUCAGAAGACGUAAAAAUACAAGCAUUGAUUGCCAUAUCAGCCAUUGCAGAGAACCAAGUCUAUAUGUUCAAGGGUUCCCAAGUUUUUCACCAACAAUUUUUAGAUAUGCUGAUACAAGUGAUGAGUAUCGUUGAUGAUGACUCCGAAAUAGAUCUACUGAACAGUUACAACACGUUGGCAUCAAUUGCGAGUGAUACAAUCAAUUCUACUCAUAAAAAUUUUGAAGAUGAAUAUAUUAAGCAGUGUUUUGAGAAUAUAAUGAAAGGGGAUAAUCUACAAUUGAUAUAUGGCAUGUUGUUGUUCGUUGGAGAGAUCGAUUUCCAUAUUUUGCCAGAUAAUUUUGAUGAUAUUUUCAAAUUCAUCAAUCACGAGCAUCCGAGGCUUCGCUUUGCAGCAUUCCAUUCAUUGUUAUCAUGUAGCAAGUCUCUCAUGUCGAACAACGACCUUUUUCAGGAAGUUUUGACAAUAAUAAUCCAACAACUCGAAGAAGAGAAGGAAAUUGUGAUUUUAAGAGAGAUCACGAGAGUUCUAAAGCGUCUGCUCAAAGUAAACCUCUCCAAAUCCUCUUUUGACGAAGAAAUUUACUCUCAAUUGUAUCCGACACUUAUUUCCUGUUUUGAUCUGUUCAAUGAUGAGAUAAUCAUAUGUAACAUCCUUAAAUCGACCACUUAUUUGCUUACAAAGGUUUCUUGGGAGACAAUUGAACCCGAUUUCCCUGAUUUAGUAGAAUUCUUGAGUUCUAUACUGAACAUUGAUUCCGUUGUCCUUGUAUCACAAGCUUGUAUCUCUUUUGGCCAGAUCUUGUACGAAUUUUCCGAAAAUUUUGAUAUCGAAGAAGAAGGAAACGAAGAACUGAUAGAUUCAUUCUUCCAGAAAGAGAUAGAGAUCUUCAACGAUGAAAACGCUCAUCCAAAACUCGUUUCUAAAAUUAGAGAGUCAAUCAACGAAUACAUUGUCAUUAUGGGGCCAAAGACAUUCUCAAAGUACGCGGAAUCACUCAUAGAACCAUCUGUGAGGCUCAUAAGUACUCUUCCGACAGAAAUCGAGAUGUCAUCUUCAGAUGGAGUGGUAACAAGCGGCUAUUACACAGUUCCUAACCCUCCAAACGGUCUGCACGUCUAUUUCCUGCAGACAACAAUCGAAUCCUACGUCAGUUCUUUGAAAUUAUUGCAAUCAUGCAUAAAAAGUUUGAAAGAACUGUAUUUGAACUAUAUCCCUGAUACGUAUGCAGCCUGUUCGCAACUUAUGACUCAGAACUACUUCAUUGAGCCAAUAAGAAUCGAAUCAUUUUCCACAAUUUUUUCAAUUAUCUCCACAUUCAAAGAAAGUGACAAUGUUUCGGACUACAUUGUUCAGUCAAUCGAUUUCUACAAGGAUAUAUUGAAUCAGCCGUGGAAAUACAAAGGAUUCGAGAAAAUGACAAGCGAAAUGAACAAUAUCCUGCACUACACGUACAAACCAAACGUUGGAUUCAUUGUUUCUCAGGAAAAAAUUGCAGAAUUGGUCGGAAUUGUCAAAAUUUAUUUGGAUUCUCUGUUGAAGCAAAAAAUAGAGAUAGAAGAUGACAAGGCCAAAUGGGGUCUCGUUCCUUACGAAGAUUGCGAUGAUGUUUCAGUUCCUUUCGAUAAUUUAUUAAAACUUUACAAAACAUUGGGGAAACUGGUUCCAAAUAACAUAAACAAUCUGUUUGAGACCAAUUAUGCGGAAUCAAUUCCAGAAAUCAUCAAGAAUUUGUACAUCCAAAAAUUUGUUGUGAAUCUAUUGAUGUCUCACAUCAAAACCAUGCACAACAUUGAUCUAUUUGAUAGAUACGAGCCUCUUAUUAUAUCCGUGCUUGAUUCGAAGCCGGAAUUCGUAUCGACAGACGAAGAUCAGAAUCAUUUGGGAGUUGGAGAUCCAAAUGAACUUUACGCCGAUAAUCUUUUGUGUAUUUACAAGAAAUUAGUCAAAAUUUUUGGAAAAAUACGGAUAUCUCCGGAAAGAGCACGAUUUUGGGUACAAAAGACAUUCGAAGUGUUCGAUUAUGAUCGGAUAUGCGAUGAAAUGUUCUUCUUGUCCCAUUCUUACGCUUUGUCCGUCGUUGCAAUUUUAUUUAAUAUUUAUUUCAACGAUGUAACUGAUGACGAGUUCCAGAACUUCUUCAUGAGAUUGCCACCUGAUGUACCUACGUAUAAUCCUGUUAGCAUGGCUGUAAAGUUCUGCAUUUCAGAUCCAGAAAGAUUUUACAACAAUAUCUCUGAUAAAAUAGGAUAUACAUCGCUGAUAAGUGUUAUUGCAUCGUGCUUCAAGAAGACUGUCAACUUCCCAGCGAAAAGUCUAUUAAGACUGGCAAAAGAAGUUUAUUACUUGUGUCAGAUCAAUCCGAAAUUUUUCGCUUGUUUCGGAAUUUGCUACGAAACUGCUUUGGAACAGAAAAACAACGAUUCCUACAGAAAGGAAACGUUUUCUUACGUGCAAGUCCAUAAUUUGAUUGAUUUGGUAACUGUGUUCAAUAAAAUUACUGCACAGGCAAAGCAGCAACAGAUGCAACAACAAAAUCAACAAGAAUCAAAUUGA
Molecule: messenger RNA, 3309 nt
Organism: Trichomonas vaginalis G3
Lineage: Eukaryota; Parabasalia; Trichomonadida; Trichomonadidae
Product: importin beta family
Exons: 1
Coding region: 1-3309 (1102 amino acids)
Biological process (GO): protein import into nucleus
Cellular component (GO): nucleus; cytoplasm
Molecular function (GO): nuclear import signal receptor activity
Source: RefSeq, a predicted model, not a curated record